Molecule: messenger RNA, 2325 nt
Organism: Adineta ricciae
Lineage: Eukaryota; Metazoa; Rotifera; Eurotatoria; Adinetida; Adinetidae
Source: the annotation of a GenBank genome assembly
AUGUUAGCUGAAAAGGAGAUUUCUAUGGGCAAAGGACAUAAAGAUCGGCGUCGCGAAAAGCGAGCUCGUGAAAUAGAAGAACGUGAGCAAGACGUUCGUGAAUUAAAACAAGAACUCGAAGAGGAAACCGAACAGAAACUGGUCGAACAGCAAACACGGACACAACAAGCAGAGGAGCAAAUUCGAAGUGAAAAAUCCCUUGAAACAUCGGCAUCAGAUACAGAUUCUGGACUUGGAAGUAGUACUACUAUAUCGACCAGUUCGCCAAAAACCUCCAAAUCUGAACAACAAGAUGAACUAGUCGACAAACUUAAACAGCGAAUGUUGAUUAAAGGUCUUCACAAUAUCGGGAACACUUGUUUUUUUAAUGUGAUUAUUCAAUCGAUCGCACAUACGCCAAUACUGACGACGAGAUUGUAUGAAAUAGUAUCUGCCAUGACGAAAGAAAAUGAAACGAAAUAUCCAUCAACCACAACUGCUCAAUUGAUGAACGUUUUCAAUGAAUUUUCUUCGACUGAUAAAAAGAAACCAUCUAUUGAUCCAAAGCCAUUAUUCAACAGUCUGAUACAAAGAAUACCAGCGUACGAAGGAUAUGAUCAACACGAUAGUCAUGAACUCUUUAUGAAUUUGAUGUUAAUCUUACGUGCAGAAGAGAUUAAAUUAAGAAAACUUCAGCCGAACUCAGUAAGUCAUUCUCUGAAUGAUGAUGAUCCGUCCAAAAUAUUCUGCUUAAUUGGAUGUAAUGAACCCUAUACAACAUAUGAUUCCGUGUUCGGCGGUCAUUUACUGGAUGUAAUUACGUGUAAAAAAUGCGGCAAGUCUUUGAUGAAACUUGAACCAUUCCUUGGUUUAUUGUUGCCAUUGACGGACCGGAUGACAACACCGGCGCAAAAUUAUCGCAAUCGAAGAAAACGUGAAGACUAUAUGGCGAAGACAUCGAAAAAAGAUGCGAAACCAUUGUCUAACAAACAACAGAAAGCUUUGAAAAAGCAAGAGAAGAAAAACUUGAGACGAAGUACUGGACUUGGUAAAAUUAAAGGACGGCAGACAGCAAAAAAGAAAGUUGAAGAACAAUUGCCACUUGAAGAAUCAUCAUCUUCACCACCUACGGACGAAACAGUUGUUGCAAGUACAGAAAACGAAACUGUUAAGGAGACAGCUGAAGUCAAAUGCAAUACAAUCAAUGAAACAACAGCUGUGGAAGAGAAUGAAGUGGAGCGAGCUGAAGAUGAAAACGUUGAUGACGAAGAAAAUGAAGAGGAUGAAGAGGAAAACGAAGGACCUUUGACAACAGUCGAAUCAACUUGUAUGCUUGCUGAUAUGGUCUCGAAAUUAACGUUAAUCCAUGAAACAACUUCUCGACCAUUACCAUUUGUUGAUGAGAGUCUUUCUCAGAAAUUUUUGAAUUACUCGAAAACAGUCAAAGAAUUGCCAACAACCGAUGAAACAGAUGAUAUUCAUACAUUAGAACAGUGUUUUCAAAGAUAUUUCAAGCCAGAAACUCUUUCCGGAGAGAAUUCAUUCGAUUGUUAUUAUUGUCGGUCACUUGAUCGAACACAAAAAAAAGUACUAACAGAAGCAGUUCGUCAAACGAUAUUCUUUCAACUUCCACCGGUCUUACCAUUAUUUUUAAAGCGAUUUCAAAUGUAUGGUUCGUACAGUGAAAAAAUCAAUAAAUUUAUUGAAUUCCCUCUUCAACUUGACCUUACCGAUCGCUGCUCAACUCAAAUAACAUCAAAUAAAUUUCAAUAUUCUCUAUACGCAGUCAUUGAACAUUCCGGUACACUUCGCAGUGGACACUACACUGUAUAUAUCAAACAUUCUGCAAUCGAUUCGGAUGUAUCACAAGAAUCUUGUUCGAAACCUCUUGAUCAUAUCUUAGCUAAUCUCUUCAAACCUUCGCCUGAUGAGCAAUGCCAAACCAAAAAUAGUACAAAAGACUCUGAUCCAUCAUCUCCACCACCGGCGUGGUAUCAUAUCAGUGAUAAUACAAUACACAAAGUUCCUGAAAGCAAGGUGCUCGAAGCUCAUGCAUACGUUCUCUUUUAUCGAAGGAUAUAAGUAAAAUUAACAAUGGGUCAGAAAGUAUCAGUAUCCGACGAUGAAGACAACGAACUGUUCAAUUUAUUUAAACUUCGUCAACAUCAUCAACAACAACAACAACAAGAACUAUCGGACAAAGGCAUUCUUGUCCGAAUGCGACUGAUAUCACCAACCACAUUAACUUCCAAAGAUCGACUAUUCGAAGCGAACAGCAAAUUACCACGCAAAUCUUCGACGCAAAUGAAAGACAUUGGUCAACAUAAACGAAAACUAAUUUAUUAA